UUCCGAUUUUCCCGUAAUUUUUUAUACCCCUACCGUACGUGACCCCAUUCCAGCCAGAUUUUGGUCUCUCAGUUGGUAAUGAACUUCCCAAUUCUGGAGCCAGUGGGACGAGGCUGCCACCGGAGGCUAAGCUAGCUCGUUUGUGCUCCUCUCCGAGGCCGAGCAUGACUCAUCAUAUAUAUACGCGGGGCCCAUCAUUUUCUUCUUCUUUUUCGUUUUCAAUUCUCAUUCGAGGUUUUUGUUUUGGAGAACACUGUGAGAAAGAAUGGCUGCUAAGGCUCUGGGACCGUCGUCGUCCUCGACCGUCAAUUGCACCGUCUGCUUGGAUGACGUGUCCGAUUCCUGUGGCAGAACUGUCGUGAAACUCCGCUGCUCUCAUCUGUUUCAUCUAGAUUGCAUUGGUUCUGCAUUUAAUGUAAAAGGUGCUAUGGAAUGCCCUAAUUGUCGUGAAAUUGAAAAUGGUGUGUGGCGGCAUUUUGAGAAUCAAAGUCCUGAAAUCAUAGAUGAGGAGACUUAUGAUGAGGACGCUGAAGAGUUUGAAAUGCCAACUCAGGGAAUUCAUGGGUGCCCUCAUGGAUGGAUUCAUCCUCAAGCACCUGUUGACUCUUCAGCUGGUUUAGCUUAUCAAGGCAACAAUGAUCAAACUCAUUGCAGCUUUCCCCAGAUGCAGCCAUCAAGCAAUUCACUGUCACCAGUGGUGGAUGCUUCCAUGUCAUCCGGGAUGAGGUCAUCAAAUGGAUCAAGUGGCUGGCUUCCAGCAGGGCACACAGCAGCAUCAUCACAAGAAGAGACCCGGAACGUCAACCCUGAAUCUUUGGCUAACUUGGCUGACCAGCACCUCCUACAACAUGUUCUUGCUCAUGAUCGUAUUGUGGAAAGAUUGAACGCUCAACUCAACCGUAUUCAGGAAAGACUCAACUCUGAAUUUCAUCAAUUCUUCCCUGAUAACACACAUCCAUCUUCGGAUGUGUGAUUAAGCAGCUGGCAGGAUAGAUCAUGCCACAGAGUGCGCAGUGUGCGAUGGAGGCAUGUAUCUAACAAGCUGCACAGCAUUGGAAUUCAAUUAUACCAAAAUUAUCUGGCGCAUUGAAAUAUUUUCUUUCCUAUAAGCACAAGACUUCAAUAACUGAACACCUUUUAGAUUUGGGGAGCCUAUCUAGGAUGCUCGGCUUUGUUUUAGCAGUUCCCUGAAACUGUUAAACUUUUACCGGGUGUCAUUCAGCUAUUUGAUGAAUUCGUUUUAUGCGCAUAUCUUCUUAGUAACUUAUUUGAUGUUUAACUGCAAUAAGAAUACAUGCGAAAAAAAAUUUGUCUA
Molecule: messenger RNA, 1315 nt
Organism: Corylus avellana
Lineage: Eukaryota; Viridiplantae; Streptophyta; Magnoliopsida; Fagales; Betulaceae
Molecular function (GO): ubiquitin-protein transferase activity
Source: RefSeq, a predicted model, not a curated record